CCAAAGUAGUAUUUUUACAAAUCCACGAAAACGACGUCGUUUCAAGUCGUCUUCAACCUCGCCCAAACUUUGGUUUCCUCAUCCUUCUAUAAAAUCCCUUUUUCCUCAUACGAUUUGUCGCCUCUCUCUCUCAUAUCUUCUCCCUCGUCGUGCUCUCUCCUCUCUCGGGGAUCUUACUCAGGCCUUCUUGUGUGGACCAAAGGCGAAGAAGAGAAAAGAUGAAUCAUUGCAACUUCCAGCAGAACGCCGCCUUCAUGUCUCGCGAGGAGACGAUGGGAUUUGAUCGUAAUGACCUCGUCGUGUGUCCUAAGCCCCGGCGUGUCGGCUUACUCGCUAACAAUCUUAUUCUCCCUUUCAAAUUACAUAUGAGCCAAGCUGCUACUGAUUUGUGUGACUCUAAAGCUGGUGCCGAGCUCUUAGACAUCAUUCGUAGAAAGGAAGACGAUAAUGGAACAGUAUCUUCGUCUCCACCGUAUUUUCACGGUUCACCUCCAAGCAGAGCAGUGAACCCAUUAGCCCAAGAUGCUCGCUUUCGUGAUGAGAAACUCAGUCCACUCUCGCCCAACUCUCCUUUCCUUCAGCCCAAUUCAGAAACCGGGUCCCCAUCAUCUUCUUCUUCGUCUCGUGGUUGCGUUAGGAUGAAGUUUGGUCUCAAACCACCUGCAGUUAGAGUAGAAGGGUUCGAUUGCUUGAACCGUGACCGCCAAAGCUCGAGCAUCCCUGCCAUGGCUUAGUAGACAAGAAAGUGUACAUAGAGAUUCUGGAAUCGUUCGUUGACCAAGGUCUAAGAGUGAAGGAUUUGAUUACGAUUACUACCACCAUUUUUGAAGCAUAUCAGUAUGUGAAAUAUCUUAGUUGUUGUCUUUUCCUGAGAGAGGGAGAAGAGGAGGAAGAUGAAGAUCAGUUACCGUCGCCUGUCACCGUUUUGUUAACUUUUUAUUCAAGGUUAGUCUUUUGUAUAUAAAGAGUGGAAAUCUCUAUAUGUAUUCGUUUUGGUGUUUUUCUUUUUCUGGCUCAGCCUGAUCUUUUUUAUAUAUAAUUAAGGGGGAAGAUUAGUAGAAUCUGUAAAAUAUAAUCGAUCAUCUUUUUCUUUCACCUUUGUAUUUAGUAAUGUCUCUUUGACUCUGUUUGGGAGUUUAAGCUCUCUCACAACACCUUUGUAAAUUGUAUUUGUAAUUUGGUGUAUAUUAUUAAGGGAAAAUUGUUUUUUUU
This is a messenger RNA of Brassica oleracea var. oleracea, 1212 nucleotides long. RefSeq lists its product as uncharacterized. Bases 219 to 734 code for a protein of 171 amino acids. The transcript has 4 exons. The record is from RefSeq and is a predicted model, not a curated record. NCBI's taxonomy places the organism in Eukaryota, Viridiplantae, Streptophyta, Magnoliopsida, Brassicales, Brassicaceae.